Suillus bovinus is the source of this 1572-nucleotide messenger RNA. RefSeq lists its product as uncharacterized. The transcript is spliced from 11 exons. Lineage: Eukaryota; Fungi; Basidiomycota; Agaricomycetes; Boletales; Suillaceae. The record is from RefSeq and is a predicted model, not a curated record. Bases 1 to 1572 code for a protein of 523 amino acids.
AUGACUUUACCUCAGCAGGAUCAAGAAGCAUGUGGUGCCAAGAAAAAAGCUAUUGAAAACGCAGCAAGACAAACCAAGAUGCAAGAAUGCAACAGUGACAUCAGGCCAAGACCGUCCUGCCCCCAAAAAGAGAACUGGCGCGUCACCGGCGCCUACUCCAAGUCGGAACUCCAGCUCCACUGGCAAGUCAAACAGGACUGUGGCAUCAAGAAAGCCGUCAACACUGAGUCCAUUGAUACACUUAAAACUCAGUUAUGGUACUUACAUUGGGCACUGGCAGAAUGUCAUCACGACAUGGUGGAUAGCGACUCAGAUGAUGACUUGCUGGAAGCUCCACUGAUGGUUGAAGCAAAACUCUGCCGAACUUAUGCUAUGCAAGAUGUGGCAUUGCCUAAAGAUGAAGAUGAGCAGAGUGCUGACUCUGAUGCAAACAGUAAUGAGAGCAGUGCCACUGACGGUGAGGAUGAAGAUUUGGCUGCGAUGAGGCUUUCAGAUGAGGUCGUGUUGGUCGUCACCAACAAGCAGCAGGUAGCAUCAAAAUCAUUAGAGACUCCUACCUGGGCCAAUAUGGAUGUCGAAUGUGCAGUUUUGGAGUCCAUUGAAGAUCACUUGACUGGUGGUGACUCAUCAGAAUUUCAACUUUCUGACAACGAAGGCACUGCACCGACUCGGAAACUUACUUCUGACGCGAAGACUCGGAGUAUCGCCUCGCUCAUUAAAACAGAAAGCGGAAAGGUGAAAUUACUUGAUCAGAACUUAGAGACUCGUAGAGUUCUUCAGUCCGCAAUCGUGGAAGUCAAGUGCCACCUUUAUUUCGCCAACAGCUAUCCUGAACUGGUCGACAAGAACCAAGUCACACUGCAAGCAUUGAUAGUAGUUGCCAAAAAACGUGGUGCGCAUUCAAUCAAAGAAUGUCUUCAAUCGGACGAACGGUAUGUGUCACAACUCGGUAGCUUGGUGGAUGCUCGUGUUCCAAUAUUGCGCCAUGAGCUGAAGGAAGACGCAUGUGCACAUGCCAAUGGUUACUUUCACCUUGGACACACCGAUACUGGGAAAGCUGCAGCGAGAAGGCUAUUGGAUAAGUUUGCAUAUAUAUAUGCCUUGAAGUUUGAUAUCAAUAACGAGGCUUCACCCAUUGGAAAGAAGCCCUACCAGGGUGAACUCUUAAUUUUCCUAAUAUAUUGGCAGCUCUUUCAUAGCUCGAAAUCCAUUGCCAUCAAAUUUGUGGAACGCUUCGUCGAAAUUGCCAACAACAAAGGCCAGCGCCCCGAAGUCCCUAUCCCUUUGCUGGCAUUGGUUGCAACUGCGGUGUAUGCAGCCCUUCUGUGGAAGUCGCAAGGUUCAUCAUCGAAAUUCAACUUUACAGGAAAUUUAUUCAGCGAGACAUACAACUACCAUGUCAGGUUCCUGGAAAAACUGAAGAAGGACGCACCUGCAAAAUUCCACUGUAUGAUGGCCGACAUCUAUGAGGCUGCACAGAAGUUGCGAUACAGCGGCGCCACUGCCGGUGGCCAUGCUGCUGAGCUCGAAGCAUUCGACUUACUUGACCUCGACAAUAUGGAAGAAGACUGA